AACAGUAUUGACGUAGAGAGAUUUUUCUCAAUUUCCUUCAGACAUUGCCACUGUAUUUGGACGUUUUAUUAGAAAAAUUCCGUAAUAGUAUUAUUAGCGUUGGUGUUAAAUUAAUUGUUAGUUAUUAAGUGCUUGAAACUACUUCGCAACAGGUCAAAUGAAAAGGAAAACAUGGGUUGGACGAAGAUCAAAGUGCUAAUUCUGCAGCAUAUGGUGAAACAGCGGAUGAAGUAAAUGUUGUUAGCUGUCGCGUGGGCCUAGCCAUGUAUCGUAAAGUAAUAUAUGCAGCGGUGGCCGCGCUGACACUACAAAUAAUUGGUGCAGCGCGGCUGAUGUGUCCGAGUGAGCCUAACUGCGUUUGCGGUGGCACGCUCGCCGUUGAACUCAAUUGCAACAUCGAUGGUCGGACAGUAAAAAUAAAUUUACUGCCGAACAUCUACAUAAAUAUUAAAUGCGAGAACGCAACGAGUCUUGACUACAGCAAGUUACCAAAAUGUGCCAACACAAUGAGUUCUUUUAAAUCGGUCAGUUUUAAGGAUUGUCCACUACCGGCGUCCUCGUUCAAAGAUGUAUUGACUAACAUGGGAGUGUCCAAAACGAUGGCGCUCAUAUUCCAAAAUGCAAAGAACCUCUCAGGGUACUUCGACAGAAAACAUUUUGCAGGAUUACAAGACUUAACAAAGUUACUUCUGUCGAUAAAUGGGAUUACGCAUCUCCCAGACAACUUGUUUACGGACAUAAACAAGUUAACAUGGCUGAACAUAAGAUCGAACACCAUCAACUUAUCCGAGGAGUUGUUCAAGCCACUUGAAAAGCUUGAAACUUUAGAAAUUAGUCACAAUCACAUGACCAAUAUAUCUUCGAAUUUAUUUUCCCAUUUAUCUUUCUUAAGAAAACUUUCCCUGUGGCAGAGUAACGUCACCUGGUUUUCUAAAGACCUUUUCACAGGCGUCGACGUUCUUGAAGAAUUAGAUCUGAGUUCUAAUGGUCUUAACGAACUUCCAGCUUCGAUAUUUAAACCCUUAAAGAAAUUAAAGAAACUGACAUUAUUUUCCAACAAAUUUUCAUCGCUACCCCAGAACUUGUUCAGAAAUAACGCUGAGCUUGAAACCGUGGUGAUACUUAACAAUGACGUCAAACUGAAAGAGCUUCCUAAAUACCUUUUUGGGGAUUUGCCAAACUUGAAGCAAAUAUAUAUUCAGAGGAGUGGGCUAGAGACUACACCAUACGACGUGUUUGCCAAUUCGCCCCUGAUAACGAACAUAUCAUUAGCGUACAAUGACAUAAAAUCCCUACCCGAGGCCAUUUUUAACGAUCAAAUAAACCUCCUCGAGUUGGACUUGAGUUACAAUCAAUUGAGCGAGCUAAAGCCUAAAUUGUUUUCGUCUUUAGUAAGAUUGGAGAGGCUUAAAUUAUGUCAUAACUCUUUGGUGGAAAUAUCUGGGCAAACCUUUUCGUCGCUACUUAGCUUAAUAUACUUGGAAAUGGAACACAAUAAUUUGAAAACGAUUUCGUCGUAUUUGUUCAGUAACAAUAAACAGCGAAUGUCAAUAUCUCUGGCUUACAAUAAACUUGAUUUUGAGGACAAAGAGUUGGCGAACAAUUCUUGGCUGGUGAAAAGGGCGUCGCCUUUUGCCCACACUUAUAAUUUGAAGCUAUUGAAUUUAAGUCACAAUGAAUUUAAAGUGGCUUUUGAGGAUUGGUGGGUGAAUGGCCACGAGAAUUUAGACAUUACUCACAAUAAUAUACAGAACCUUUGGACUGAUGAAAAAGGAUUGAAGGAGUAUCAUAGCGUAAUGAAAAAACCUAUGAAGCGUGUAUGGAUUUCUAAAAACCCAAUUAACUGCGCGUGCGAGAACUAUUUGUUUAUUGAUUAUAUUCAGGAUACUAUUAAAACUCAGAUUGUCGACUUGCGUCAUGUACGAUGCCCAUUCUGGGCCAAGGAGGCUUGUUACAUGAGAUUCACGAUCGUAAUAACACUCAUGACCAUCGUCAUAUCGCUGUACACAAUUAUUCUAGUCAUAUUCAUAAUCUACAGAAAGCAGAUUAAUUCGAUAGUCAAGAAAAAGUUAAGUUCCAUUCAACAGCCAGCUCCGCCAAGGUCACAUCGCAUUACAGUUGACUAUAGUGUGGCCGAUGAAGAGUUCGUCAACAGAGAAAUUAUAGCCGUAAUGCAGAACUGUGAUUCUUUGAAACUCCAAUCCUAUGACUUGCCAGAUUAUUCCAAAAUGGGAUAUGUGAGGUCGGCAAACUUUAAACGUUACGUCAGAGAUUAUUCUGCCAGAAUCGUCAUUUUCUCUCCGAACUAUUUAAUAAGACACUAUGGACAGAUUGACAUCAAGAAAAUCCAUAGCGAGAUGUUGAAAGCGGAAAAAACUAUUUAUGUAUUCGCUGACAUUGGACCGGAGAAUUCAGUGUACGCUUUCCUAGAAGAGCAACGCGAUGUUCGAACGACCCUUAAGUGGAACGAGGAAGAUUUCUGGGCAAAGCUAAUGAACUUACUGAAUGACUUCGCUUCAUAUGAAGAACUGAAACGUAAGAAGAAUAUUUUCAUCGCUCCACCGACAUCGCUAGAGCCUUCGAACAUAGCUUUGUCGAAAGUACCGGACUGGCCCAACACGUACGAUUUGAACACACUGACACACAGUCAAGUUUAGUUACACUCUCUAUACUUAAUUUAGCGAGGUAAAGACUGACUUCUCCGCUACGAUACCAUCUGAUCUCAAUCAUAGUUUUCGGAUCUUCAUUUCUUUUUUAUAUUGUUACGUUAAGAGGAGGUAGUACUUAAUAUAUGGAUACUGCUUGUAUAAAAUUUUUAUAAAACUAUUUUAUCAUGUAAAAAUUAGGAUAAUAACUUAUUGUUUGUAAACGGUAACUGUGAAUAGUAAUCAAAACCCAACGUUAUUCUGCGGUGAAACCUUGUGAUGCCUACUUCAAAGAAGUGUGUAUCAUGAUUAACAGAGGCAAAUGUAAUCAAUAUGUAAGCUAAGUAAGUGUACAUAAAUUUAAUGAAACAUUAAUAUAAACGAAAACAUUAAAGUUUCAUGGAAACUCCAUGUUGUUAAGAGUUGUAAACAGCAGCUUAUAUUAAAACCUAUACUUUAACAACAA
This is a messenger RNA of Helicoverpa zea (corn earworm), 3111 nucleotides long. Its product is annotated as protein toll-like. NCBI's taxonomy places the organism in Eukaryota, Metazoa, Arthropoda, Insecta, Lepidoptera, Noctuidae. The record is from RefSeq and is a predicted model, not a curated record. The coding region runs from base 264 to 2657 and encodes 797 amino acids. The transcript is spliced from 6 exons. Gene Ontology annotation, molecular function: protein binding.